Messenger RNA from Protopolystoma xenopodis, 219 nucleotides. Lineage: Eukaryota; Metazoa; Platyhelminthes; Monogenea; Polystomatidea; Polystomatidae. The record is from the annotation of a GenBank genome assembly.
AUGAGCGCACGUAAGAAUGCGAGGCGUUUUCACGCGUCUGGUCAGGGCAGCCGAUCCGAGCGCCUCAAGAGCCUUUCCAGGCUCUUAGGCCCGGAUCGGGUUAACCACACCAAUGAGGGUGGGUUGGAGCAGGGGACAAAAACCGGAAAAUGGCUUGGGGCCAUGAGAAAAGGAGGCACUUUCAGGGAUUAUCAGAGCAAAUGUGGCAAGGACGAUUAG